Messenger RNA from Capsella rubella, 2033 nucleotides. RefSeq lists its product as uncharacterized. Bases 481 to 1656 code for a protein of 391 amino acids. NCBI's taxonomy places the organism in Eukaryota, Viridiplantae, Streptophyta, Magnoliopsida, Brassicales, Brassicaceae. The record is from RefSeq and is a predicted model, not a curated record. The transcript is spliced from 5 exons.
CCUUUGGGUAUUGAUUAUAGGGGUUUUCGUAGAUAUUUCGGCCUUAAGCUCGGAUUUGUUUGAUGCUAUUUUUACUUUAACUUCUUUCAUUUUGUUUUGAUUUUUUCUUCUUCUUAAUUUCGCUUUAUGUUAGUGAGGAUAGUCAUAGCAGUUCAAGUGAUCUAGAAACUCGUGACCAUAGAUAUAUUGCUAUGAUUCCUUUUCUUCAAACUGUUACUUUGUUAUUUGAUCGAUGACUAGUUAACUCUCAGAGAUCUUAAACAUGGGGCUCUACUUAUUUUGCUUGGAAUUUUGUUUGGGAUUUUCUGACUCUGUGAUGAUUUUGAUUGUCUGAUAUGAAUUUUCUGGUUUUUUUUUUUGUUUUUUGCUGUUAAGGUUGCAGCUAGAAAAGGAUUGUUGUGCUGACGUUCUACUGAGAGGUCUCAUCCGCCAAGGAAUUAUUAGCACUGUCUUUGCCAUAUUGCUUAAUAGUUGCGAGUUAUGGGGAAUGCGUGUUGUGUUGCUGCUCGAGACAAAAUGGUAGUGCCUAAUUCAUCAGCUGGUGAGAAUUUGCAGAGGACCAAUGUCAGGCAUUCCCCGAGUUGGAGUUUCCGCUGGGAUAGUAGAGGACGUGUAGCUGGUGAAGAAACCUCUCUCAGCUGGUUAUCUGAUGGGAUUAGUCGGAACGAUGGUUCUGAGCUCAAAUUUGAAUCUGCUUUUGUAUCAACUGAGGGGUCUCCUUCGGACAGUUUUCAGACACAAUCAUUGCAGAAAUCUCCUGCUUCAGAUUUAUCUUUUCCAAGACAUUCUAACAUGGAUACAGUCUUCGAACAGAAAGAAAAUGUUUCAACAGAGUCUGCAGCACCAUUAUAUCCUUCUCUUGCACAAUUGUCUAUUUCACUAGCUUCGCUGCUAUCAUCUUUCCCUACGUCACCACUUUCGUCCCAAAGCCACUUGCCUGCAAGUUCAUCUGUACUAAAACUGACACACCGCCCCUGUCUAUCGAAGCAAGUCUCAGAUGGGCAAAUCUAUGGUCCGAACUCACUAAGUGAAAGCUCAGCAACUGAAGAGAGGCAUGGAACCCCUUUGAGAUAUGAUUCUUCUCAGUCGGGACCAUCUGAAGACCAUCAUGGCAACCGAAUGUCAAAGCAACAGCAGCAAAUUUGCGGAGCUUGCUCUAGACCAUUGUCGGAGAAAUCCUUGUGGAGCAGCCAAAAGAUCUUUAUGACCAACGAGCUCUCUGUGUCUUCAAUUCUAGCUUGUGGGCAUGUCUACCACGGGGAGUGUUUAGAACAGAUGACGGCAGAAAUCGAUAAAUUUGACCCUUCAUGCCCAAUCUGUACAAUGGGUGAGAAGAAAACGGCGAAGCUGUCAGAAAAAGCUUUGAAAGUAGAGAUGGACUUGAAAGCUAGGCACAACAAAAGACUCAGAAAGAGAGUUUUGGACAGUGAAUUUGAUUGUGAUGAUUUUGUAAUGUUUGAUCAUAGCCACAGGACAGCAGCAGCAGCAAGCAAGAGUCCUAAACUGGUCUCGAGUUCGAGUGCUAAAAGCUAUUCUGCAAAGCCUUUCUUGGCUCGACACUUCUCUUUUGGGUCCAGAAGUAACUAUAAAUCCCGUAAAGAGAAUCUUCCUGUAAAAAAGAAAGGCUUCUUCUGGAGCAAAUCCAGCAAAAUAUGAACUUAUUUUGCAAUGAUGUACUUUGACUACGGUCUGAAGCAUAGAAGUCGAUACACACGGACACGGUACCAUUCAAUUCAAAGCAGGAUAUUUGUUCUCAUGAAGCUCAACAAAAUUUGUCUUAUCAAUGUUUUUUUAAAAAAUGAUUACUAAAUUUUCACACAUGUAAAGUUACGAAUUUAGAUUAUAAGGUUGGGGAUGAAUACAACAUUGGAUCAUUUAGUAUAUUAACUACCCUGGCUAUGCAUAUAUAGGAAUUGGACUCUGAAGACAACCGAUUGGGUAUAUAGUUUGUAUUAUAUCUGCCAGUUUGACCUCAACUAAACUCUUUUAUGUAAUUAUUGAUUUGUUUCUCUUUUUUUAUUGCUGGUGAUUCA